CACAACUUAAAGCUUGUGACCCGCGUAGAAAGCUAAACUAAGCCCUCUUUCUACUCCCUUCUUAACAAAAGCCUCCCAAAAACCCUAAAAACAGAGCUUUCGUUUGAUUGAUCAGCAACAAUGGCAACGGCUUCUCUGGACGAAGGAACAGCUAAGGAAGUCCUUAGACAGGUGGAGUUUUACUUCAGUGAUAGCAAUCUCCCAAGAGAUAAUUUUAUGAGGAAUAAUAUCAAUGAAAGCGAAGAUGGCAUGGUGAGUCUGUCUUUGAUAUGCUCUUUCAAAAAGAUGAAAGGUUAUCUCAAGUUGCAAGAUGUAAAGCCAGAAGACGUUCCUGAACAUACUGUUCAGGCUGUUGCUGAUACUCUUAGGAAAUCCACUUCUCUUAAGAUCUCUGAAGAUGGGAAGAAAGUUGGUAGGAUUGCUGCUCUUUUAAAGCCAGAAGAGGCGAUAGAGCAAUUAGACAUAAGAACAAUUGCUGCAUCGCCACUACAGUAUGAUGCAAAAAUGGAAGAUGUUCAAUCGUUUUUCGGACAAUACGCCAAGGUCUCUAGUGUGAGGAUGCCUCGCCAUGUAGCUGACAAAAGGGUAUUUUGUGGUUCUGCUUUGAUUGAGUUCUCAAAUGAGGAAGAUACUGAAAAUGUUUUAAAGCAAAGUUUGGUUUUUAAAGGUGUACAGUUAGAGCUAAAGCCAAAGAAGGAAUUUGAUUCAGAAAGAAUUAAACAAGAAGAGGAAUUCAAAAGUUCCCGUCCAUUUUCAGGUUCAAAUAACAAGAACAAUGCAGAAGCAACUUAUCCCAAGGGUUUGGUGGUUGCCUUUACAUUAAAGGGUGUUUCAGCUGGUGGAUCUGUAGAACAGGAUGGUGGUCAAGAGCCUGUCAGUGUUGAUGCAAAUGCCAGCAAAGCAGAUGGAGAACCAAAAUCCUUAGAAAAUGCUAGUGAAGAAAAUAAAGAAAAGUUGUCAGAGAAUAUCUCUGCCGAUAAAGAAAAUGAUGAGAUGAAUAUUGAGGAGGAGAAGGAAGAAAAGAUUGAUGAGGAAAAUGGCUCCGAGAAUGUCUCUGCUGAUAAAGAAAAUCAUGAAAUGAAUAUUGAGGAGGUGAAGGAAGAAAAAAUUGAUGGGGAAAAUGGUUCCGAAAGUAAGGGAACAGAAACAGAAGGAAAGUCGUCUGAAGAUCCCAUUGCAAAGGAGAAAAAGAAAGAGGAGCAUGUCAAAGCUGAUUCCUACAGGGAUAACAUGAAUGUUGUAAUGCGUGAGGAUCUGAAAGCUAUCUUUGAAAAAUUUGGCACUGUCAAGUAUAUCGAUUUCAAGAUUGGGGAAGAAUCAGGAUAUGUUAGAUUUGAGCAACCUGAAGCAGCUCAGAAAGCACGGGCAGCUGCGGUCCUAGCUAAAGAUGGUGGCCUUGCCGUAAAGAAUUUUAUUGCUAUUUUAGAACCAGUGACUGGUGAGGCAGAGAAGGAAUAUUGGAGCCUUCUCCGAGGCAAUCAAGAAAAGCAUCGGGGAAAUAUGGGUAACCGAGGAAGGGGAGGAAAACACUUUAGAGGCGGUAAACAUUCUCGGUCUAGAGAUAAUUACUCUGGCGGACGGCCAAAUAAAGCUCAGAAAGUCUGAGGUAAAAGAGUAAAGGCUAUCAGUUAUCAGUUUUCGAUGUCAAUUUUGUAUGGCACCCUCCAGAAGUCCAGAUUGCGCGGCACCCUCCAGAGUUUUAUAAUGGGAGAACAACUAAACUGUGCUUGAUCUCCCAGAUAUUUAUUAUCUUUAAGUUCAGGUCGUGCUUCAUCAGAUACAAUAAUGCAUUAAUUUUUCUUUUGCCUUUUCAAUUGUAACUGAGAUUUUGAUCGGGAAAACUAUUCCAUAGGUGCAAAUGAUAUUGGACUUCAAACUUAAUUAAAGUAAGAUGAUAUACUUGGUCUCA
Molecule: messenger RNA, 1909 nt
Organism: Ricinus communis (castor bean)
Lineage: Eukaryota; Viridiplantae; Streptophyta; Magnoliopsida; Malpighiales; Euphorbiaceae
Product: la protein 1
Exons: 10
Coding region: 121-1605 (494 amino acids)
Biological process (GO): RNA processing
Cellular component (GO): nucleus
Molecular function (GO): mRNA binding
Source: RefSeq, a predicted model, not a curated record